AUGGGCAGCCAGGGGAGAGCGCCAGCCUCCGGCUGGGCCGGAGCAGAGACAGGCUCACGGCAGAUCCAGCUGCCCCAUUUCCACUUCAAGGUGAUGAAGAAGAAACGCAAACGCCAGGAGGAGAGGCUGGGCCCGGGGACGUACAACAUCAGGGGCUUCCUGCAGGAGACGCGGCCCUCCAGCCUCCGGGGCAUCUGCGACACACGGGAGCUGAGGUUCAGGGGUGACCGGCGGGACUGCUUCCCCGGCCCCGGCACCUAUGGCCCCCGGGGGAACCCCUACACCCUGCUGGAGGAGAGGGACAAGCGCUCCGCCAGCACGCGAGGGCUGAUGGACAGCAGGACGGAGAAGUGUGCCCUACCAUCAGCCAUGGGCAGCGGCCUGGGGCCCGGCACCUACUCCCUGCCCAGCAGCAUCGAGGAGGGGCUGCGGCGGGCAGGCGGCUGCAUCCCCUGCCAGGUCUCGGGGGACAAGGCGAAGCCCAGCGGUGGCCGGCGGCACGACUGGGAGCAGAGGAAAGGCGCCGAGCUGAGCACUGGCACUGCCAAGGGUUUCCUGGAUGAGCUGAUGUCGAAGGAAAACAAGAAGAAAGGAUGCUUCAGCACCCUGCCGAGGAACCCGGGCUGCCCCUCGGAGAGGAUCUUCUGGGCCACGCUCAGCCAGUGCCCGAGGGAUGCGUAUGCGGUGGGGCCCGGCUCGUACGAUCCCAAGCCCGUUGAGGGAUCAGCAGACUUCAACCAGCCCCCGUUCUGGUCAUCUGCCAAGAGGUUUGACAGAAAGUCCGACCGCCUCUUCAAUGGGAAUGAGCAGCAUCAGCAGCACGUUGAAGAGCCAAUGCAGCUACGAGCCCUUCCCUUAAAUCCUGUAGGCGUUGGCCGCUACGAUGUCACCAAGUGUGAAAACUACCCUCAGAAGCUCAGGUACCAGUCCCUGUACCUGCACAACGCUCAGCGGUACCUGAGCAACCUGAAGCAGGACGCCUACCUGCUUGAGCGGCUCAGGCCUGUUGCGAAAAACAAUUGGAGAGAUCUGAUUUCUGCUCCACGCUGCCCAGACAUUUGUGAAGAAAUCACUCCUGCUUUCCACAUGUAA
Molecule: messenger RNA, 1092 nt
Organism: Cygnus atratus (black swan)
Lineage: Eukaryota; Metazoa; Chordata; Aves; Anseriformes; Anatidae
Gene: CIMAP2
Product: lymphocyte expansion molecule
Exons: 10
Coding region: 1-1092 (363 amino acids)
Source: RefSeq, a predicted model, not a curated record